This is a messenger RNA of Paramecium pentaurelia, 2022 nucleotides long. The record is from the annotation of a GenBank genome assembly. Lineage: Eukaryota; Ciliophora; Oligohymenophorea; Peniculida; Parameciidae.
AUGAUUUCUCAUACGCUAAAUUAAUGUGCAUCUUUCCAGAUAAAUGAAAAUAAGAUUAAUGAAGUCAUUAGAGGAACAAAAACCUAAAGUCAAAAAAAACGAUAAGUAGAAUGCUAAUAAGAAAAAUUAACAAGUGAAUGUACUUAAGAGUAAGAAGGAACUAUAGGAAGAAAGGUAUAUAUAUUAUCUUUUCUAUGUCAUAGAUGAAACAGUAAUUUAAAAGGAAGAAUGAUGAAUUCGAUUCAAUCAUUUGUAUAAAAAGUAUAAUAACCUUAUCUUUCUGUGUUCUUGAAGAGGAACAUCUGUAUAAUUACCAAUAACAGAAUCAAUAGGAUUUAUAAAGUCAAUAAGAUUUAUCAUAAAAAAUGGUAGACUAAAGUGAUAUCGAAGCCUUUUAGUUGCCACCAUCUGUUCAAUAAUUUUAACAUCAAAAUAAAAAGUCUCAUAAAAAAACAAAAAACAAAAAAAAUAAAGUUGACUCUCAACGAAAAACCUUAAAAAACUAAACUUUAACAUAAAAAUAGCAUCAACCUUAGAUAGAUUAAUAUAUUAAGGAUAAAUAAUGUAAUUAGACUUCUCCUCAAAAUUUUCAUAAAUUAAAAUAGUAAACAGCUUCAUAAAAAUAAUAAAUAUUAGCUAGUUUGAAUUAAAUAGAGAAUAUUCAGAAAUGCAAAAAGGAGUCUAGUGAUUUAGAUGCUUAAUUAUUACAUGUAAUUUAAAAAUAUUAUAUAGAUUGGUGCUGUAAGUACAACAACAGGGAAUUCUCAAUCAGAAUCUGAUGACUGUUUAUUGUAAUAAGAUGAGAACAAUUAGAAAGACUCAAGUUUAUAAAAACAAAAUAACAAGGAGAAAUAUAAAAAGAAAAAUUACAAUAAUAUAGAAAAAGUUGGAAACAAAUAAUAUAUAUAUUCUUCACAAACAACCCCUAUAAAACGUAAAUAAUUAAAUUUAAACAAAUCUAAAACACAAGACAUAGAUGAGUUUAUAAAUAACAUACAAAUAAAAAGUUAUUAAAAUAAAAUAAGAAAACGAAUAUGUUUUAAUAGAUUACAUUAUAUUAUUUCCAUGAAUUCGGAACUAAAUAUUUACGCUUAUGGAUCCUUCGAAACUGGACUCGAUUUAGAAGUAAGUGAUGUUGAUAUAGGAAUUUGGGGAACAUAAACAUUGAGUUAUAAUUAGAUAGUUAACUUUUUACAGUAGAUAAAUUCGAUUUUAAAAUAGACACCAUUUUUUGUAAAAUCAUAGUAUGAUUAUUUUACAAUCAUAGGUUAAUUCAAAGUCAUAUGCCAAUACUAAAAUUAGAAUUGAAUCCUAAGACUGAGUUUUAUAAUGACAAUGCUUAUAUUUAAUAAAAUUGGCACAGUUUUCAUCUAGAUUAAUAAGAUCCUGGUAUUUUAUGAUGAUUAUCUUAGGAAAAAUAAUUUAGGUUGAUUUAACUUGGAUAUAUUAAUGGAGCAAUAUUUAUAACAAUCCACAUUUAGGCUUUGUUUCAACAACAAUUAUCAAAGAUUGGGUCAAUCGAUUUUAUUGGUAUAGAGAGAUAAUGUUAAUUUUGAAAUAUUUGCUUAAAUCCAAAAAUCUUAAUGAUGUUCAUACAGGUAUCAUUCAUGAUAAAUAUUGUAGGAGGAAUAUCUUCAUUUUGUUUGUCAAUAAUGUUAACUGCUGUCUAUAUGUGCAAGCAUUACACUCAAAAUGAUAAAAAAUAAAUUCUUCUUGACUUUUUAAAAAAGUAUGCAAUUUAAUUUGAUCCCUUAAAAGAGGGCAUUUACAUAGAUGGUUAUGGGUACAAAAAUUAUCUAGUCUAGGUAAUAAAACCCAUUUAUCGCCUUGGAUGAAUGUCCCCCUUAUAAUCCUCUCACAAUCUACUCACCAAUUAAUUACUAAAUAAUUUCUCAUAAAGCUAUUAGAUUUCCUGAGAUUUAGGAAGCAUUUAGAAAGUUAUAUGAACAUUUGAUGAAAUCUAAUAAAAUUCAAGAUUUCUUUGAUAUUCCCUAAUAAAUGAAUUAAUAAUUAUUUAUUUGA